AAAAACCAAUUAAAGACAAAACAUUUAGAAGUAGAAAAGAAGAGAAGAAAUAAUGUAUGCACAGACUAGGUUAUUAGGACACACAAGUCUAAACAACACAUUAUUUCUGAUGAAUAAGUCAAAUGCGUGUAAAUAUAAAGAAAAUGCAAAGCAUGUACUGAUGAGGAAGUUUAGAGAAGAAAGUAAAGUGUAUGAUCAAAACUAGAAGGAAAUGGGAUGCUACUAAAAUCAGGAAACAAUCAAUUAUAAGGGCAUUAGUUACAUUUUUACAUCUUAUUAGGACAAUAUAUGUAGAGAUCAAUGAAGAAAUGCUUUUACACACUCCAAUAUCGUAGGUGGCGGUAUGCAGCUUUAACGACGGCCUUUCUGUAACCCGCCAAAAAACUACAAGGAGAACAAGACGAGCAGUUUCGCGGGAAUAAAUGUGGUUUUGUGUUUGAAUUUGAGUUUAACCUUAAGCAGAAGAAAAUGUCCAGCACCGCAGUGGAACUGACAAAUGGCCAUUGCGCGGACGCAGAAAACAAGAGAGAAAACAAAAAAAACGUUUCUCUGUUUUGUGAUGAGCGCGGUUAUUUGGACCUGAUCGAGUUCAUUCUGCAGAACGGAGCCCGAAAAGGCGACCGAACCGGGACGGGGGUGAUUUCUGUGUUCGGGACGCAGGCGAGGUACAGCCUCAGAGAUCAGUUUCCUUUGCUGACGACCAAAAGGGUUUUCUGGAAAGGCAUUUUGGAGGAGCUGCUGUGGUUUAUCAAGGGUUCAACCAAUGCCAAAGAGCUGUCAGAGAAGGGUGUGAGAAUCUGGGAUGCUAACGGCUCCAGGGAGUUUCUGGAUAAGAACGGCUUCAGCGAUCGGGAGGAAGGAGAUCUGGGUCCCGUUUAUGGCUUUCAGUGGAGGCACUUUGGAGCUGAAUACAAAGACAUGCACACUGAUUACUCUGAGCAAGGUGUUGACCAGUUACAGAAAGUGAUUGACUGCAUCACGUCAAACCCAGAAGACCGGAGGAUCAUCAUGUGUGCGUGGAACCCCAAAGACCUGCCUCUGAUGGCGUUGCCCCCGUGCCAUGCGUUGUGUCAGUUUUACGUGUCAGACGGUGAGUUGUCGUGUCAGCUGUACCAGCGCUCUGGUGAUAUCGGUCUGGGUGUGCCUUUCAACAUCGCCAGCUACGCACUGCUGACCUACAUGAUUGCCCACAUCACUGGACUCAAGCCUGGCGAUUUUGUUCACACGUUAGGAGAUGCCCACAUCUACACCAAUCACAUCGAGCCGUUGAAAGAGCAGAUUCGGCGAGAGCUGCGUCCGUUCCCCAAACUCAAGAUCAAACGCAAAGUUGAACGAAUUGAUGAUUUCCAUGCAGAGGAUUUUGAGAUCUAUGACUAUGACCCCCAUCCUGCAAUCAAAAUGCAAAUGGCUGUUUAGAUCUUAUGAACAUCUAAAAAAAAAUGUUGUUUUAGUAGUUAAAUAAUUCUGAUCUUUUCGAAUGUUUAAAAUAAAGACAGUAAGUACAUAUUAAUGGGAGAAGUGGUCUUGAGGUUCAUAACAUAACAUCUGUUCUCAGUUAGGACCAAUGUAAUCUGCGUCUAUGAAUGUCAUCCUGCAAAAAUCAGACCCAACCUUGACUUUAAAUCUAGUCCAUCCUGGAGCAAGUGCUUCGGAGCAGAGCAGCACAGAGCAAAACAUGCUAAGUAUGCAAAUGAUUUUUGUUAAUAUCUGAAUAUGAUUAUAAUAGAAACCAAACACAUGCCAGCCAAAAGAACACACACUUGGAUGAGUUGUUGGUCAGUGUUCAGUUCACACUUUUCAUUCUUGUGUAGGGUUGCAAAGGGGUGGAAAA
This is a messenger RNA of Sinocyclocheilus anshuiensis, 1831 nucleotides long. RefSeq names its product thymidylate synthase. The coding region runs from base 469 to 1416 and encodes 315 amino acids. Gene Ontology annotation, cellular component: mitochondrion; cytosol. NCBI's taxonomy places the organism in Eukaryota, Metazoa, Chordata, Actinopteri, Cypriniformes, Cyprinidae. Gene Ontology annotation, molecular function: thymidylate synthase activity. The transcript is spliced from 7 exons. Gene Ontology annotation, biological process: dTMP biosynthetic process. The record is from RefSeq and is a predicted model, not a curated record.